Molecule: messenger RNA, 6877 nt
Organism: Labeo rohita (rohu)
Lineage: Eukaryota; Metazoa; Chordata; Actinopteri; Cypriniformes; Cyprinidae
Gene: rasal1a
Product: rasGAP-activating-like protein 1
Exons: 21
Coding region: 535-2988 (817 amino acids)
Biological process (GO): negative regulation of Ras protein signal transduction; regulation of GTPase activity; cellular response to calcium ion
Molecular function (GO): GTPase activator activity
Source: RefSeq, a predicted model, not a curated record
GGUUCUCAACAGCAUCACUGAAGUCUCAUCAUCAUCAUCAUCGUCUCAUCAUCACUCGAGAACAGAGACGGAGGCAUCACGACUCACGCACUGUUGCAAUGAGUCUAAUGCAUUUACAUCAUAUAAUGACUACAGAAAAUAUAGGCUACGUAACGUCGCGGGUGCAUAACUGAUCAAGUGGAUCGAUGGACACAAGAUCAAUGGAUUUGCGCGUGGAUGGAAAGCCGGUGUGAAACUCCAGAGUAGAUCCGAUCUCAUCAUCACCUGAACAGCAUGAUAUAGUUAUUCUAUUGAAGAUAUGCUUUUUUUAUGUUCUUAUAGUUUCUUAUUGGAUCUUGGAGGCGACGUUUUCAUGUAAUGAAUGUCAAUUAAUUUAGCGGAGGUUUUUACCCAAGUGUCUUGAGCUUCGGUUUUCUGAUAAUGGUGUUUAACGGAGCAGCUCCUGCGGGGUUUGACCAGCCCAGAUCUUAAGCUCUAGUCCAUCCCUGAAGAUCUUCAGUGACAUGAGGCUGAUCUGCUCGAGCUCCUCUCAUCAUGGCCAAAAACACUUCACUCUACUUUCGCAUCGUCGAGGGACGAAAUCUGCCUGCAAAAGACGUUUCUGGGACCAGUGAUCCGUACUGCAUCGUCAAAGUUGACAAUGAGGUCGUGGCCAGAACCGCCACCGUCUGGAAAAACCUGAAUCCGUUCUGGGGCGAGGAAUACACUCUGCAUCUGCCCAUGGGCUUCCACACGCUCACCUUUUACGUCAUGGAUGAAGACACGAUUGGUCAUGAUGAUGUGAUCGGUAAAAUCUCCCUGAGUAAAGACGUGAUCGCCGCUCAACACAAAGGUUUGGAUAACUGGCUGAAUCUGACGCGUGUGGAUCCAGAUGAAGAAGUUCAGGGUGAGAUACAUUUAGCUCUGGAGCUGCACAGAGACGCUCAGAGAACCAGCCUGCACUGUCACGUCAUCGAGGCCCGUGAUUUGGCUCCGCGUGAUAUUUCCGGUACCUCUGAUCCGUUCACCAGAAUCAUCUACAGCAACCUCAGCGCUGAGACAUCGAUAAUAAAGAAGACACGAUUCCCGCACUGGGAUGAGACUCUGGAGUUGUGUUUGGAUGAAGGUGAUGAUGAUGAGGGCGGAAGUGUGAUGGUAGAAGUCUGGGACUGGGACAUGGUGGGCAAGAAUGACUUUCUGGGAAAGGUGGAAAUCCCUCUGUCGUGUCUGCACAGAUCUCCUCUGCUGCAGGGCUGGUUUCGGCUGCUGCCGCUGGGAAACACGGAGGACGAUGCCGGAGGUAAACUGGGUGCUUUGCGGCUGAAGGUGCGUUUGGCCGAGGAGAGGAUUCUUCCGUCUGUGUAUUAUCAGCCUCUGAUCGACCUGCUGGUGGAGGCCGUCAUCUCACCAUCAGAGGUGGACGAGCCCACACCUCUGACCCUGCUGGAGGAGGUGACGACGGUGGAGAGCCGGCAGGAUGUGGCCAUGACACUCGUCAAGAUCUAUCUGGGUCAGGGUCUGGUGGUGCCGUUCCUGGACUACCUCAACACAAGAGAGCUCCACAACACCACAGAUCCAAAUACCCUCUUCCGGUCCAACUCUCUGGCCUCCAAAGCUAUGGAGCAGUUCAUGAAGGCUGUCGGGAUGCUGUAUCUACAUGAGGUUCUGAAGCCCAUUAUCAACCGCAUCUUCGAGGAAAGAAAGUACGUCGAAUUGGAUCCCUGUAAGAUAGACCUCAACCGCUCCAGACGUAUCUCAUUUAAAGGCUCGGCGUCGGAGGCCGAGGUCAGGGAGAGCAGCGUGGGGCUCCUGCAGACGUAUCUGAGCAGCAUCAUGGAGGCCAUCGUCAGCUCUGUUUCCCAGUGUCCUCCCGUGAUGAGAGUUGUCUUCAAACAGCUCCAUAAACGCGUGGAGGAACAGUUUCCAGAACCCGAGAAUGAGGAUGUGAAGUAUUUGGCCAUCAGCGGCUUUUUCUUCCUGCGUCUGUUUGCUCCUGCCAUUCUGACGCCCAAACUCUUCCACCUGAGAGACCAUCACGCCGACACCAGGACUAGCAGGACGCUACUGCUGCUCGCUAAGGCUCUUCAGAGCGUGGGGAAUCUGGGCCUUCAGCUGGGUCAUGGGAAGGAGCAGUGGAUGACCCCUCUGCAUCCCAUCAUCCUGUGCAGCGUGGCGUCCGUCAAAGACUUCCUGGACAAACUCAUAGACAUCGAUCACGACAACGUGUGUGAAGCUCCUCAGCGCGCAGUGUUUUUGCCGUCUGUCAUUGUGAAGGAAGGUUUCCUGCAGAAACACAAAGCUGAAGGACCUCAGCUGCUCAAACGCUUCGCUUUUAAGAAACGAUAUUUCUGGCUGAGUUCAGAGUCGCUGUCGUACGCCAAGAGCCCCGACUGGCAGGUUCGCUCCACUAUUCUCAUAACGCAUGUGUGCGCGGUGGAGCGCGUGGAUGAAAACGCCUUUCAGCUCCAGAAUGUCAUGCAGGUCAUUACGCAGGACACGGACGGACAACUACACACCACAUACCUGCAGUGCAAGAAUGUAAAUGAGCUUAAUCAGUGGUUGUCAGCCAUCAGGAAGGUCAGUAUUUAUAAUGAACACAUGCUGCCUUCGUUUCACCCUGGAGCUCAUCGAGGAAACAAAUGGACCUGCUGCCUGCAGCCUGACCGCACAGCGUCGGGCUGCAGUCGGACUCAUUCGGCCGUGACUCUGGGUGACUGGAGCGACCCGUUAGAUCCAGAUGCUGAAACACAGAUCAUUUAUAAAGAACUGCUGCAGGGCCGAGACAAACUCAGGAAGCAGUACCUGGAGACACAGGAAAUGCAGGCAGCGAAACAAGAAGAGCCUCUAAGAGCCAGUCAGCCGUCAUCAGUGUCUGCGCAGGGCCGAUCUGAGCGCGCUCGUGUCGUCGCCGCUCGUCUGCUGGACGUCGUGCUGGAUUUAGAACGAGCGCAUUCGACCUUCCAGAGCCAAGAACCAGACGAGAGCCGUCCGCUCAUCCUGAGCUCAUAGAGAACACGAGAAAACGCUUCAGACUGACGUUAACUCGGCGUUACUGUUCUUCGGCUUCAGCGCUCAGGAACAAGAACUCACAGCAACUGUAAAAUCUGAUUAUGCAAUGUUUUUGAAUCAAACUCGAGUUAUGAAUGUCUGUGGAAAUAUUUUUACGUAUUUGUACUUUGAAGUGUUUUUAUCUGGGUGAUUUUAUCACGAACACCCGACUGUAGCUUCUGAAAUCAGCCGCAAGUGUGUGACAGUCUUACAGUCUGCAUGGCAUUACUGUACACUAAACACAUUCACACACCACGGUUAUUAUAGUUAACUACAAUUAAAACUAUAAAAAACAUUACUUGAAGUAAAAUAAUCAUUAACUUAAAAUACAAAAAACAUAGUAAACUUAUUUUAUUACAGCUAGUUGCCAAAGCAACGUUUCUCCUUUUCAUUUAGUUUGUAAAAUAUCAGUUUAUUAUUAUAAUAUUGUGAAAUAUUAUUACAAUUUAAAAUAACUGCUUUCCACUAUAAUGUAUUUUAAAAUAUCAUUUAUUCCUGUGAUGCAGUGUUGAAUUUUGCUCAAGAAACAUUUCUGAUUAUCAGUGUUGUAAGUAGUUCAUAUUUUUAAAUAAAUGUGAUAAACGUAAAUAUUUGUAUUUAAUUAAUAAGUAAAUACAUUUGAUUACAAUUAAUUCAAUUUAACUUAAUAAAAACAUUAAAGAAAGAAAGAAAGAAACAUGACAGAAGAUGGGAUUGAACAUUGAAAAACAUUUUCAUUCUGUAAGGACACAUAAUAUUGCUCAAAAAUGAGAAUAAAGUUAUUUAUAAUGUUAAAAAGAUUUCUAUUUCAAAUAAAUCCUGUUCUUUUGAAUUAUCUAUUCAUCAAGGAAUCCUGAAAAAUUAAAUGUAUGUUGGUUUCCACAAAAAUAUUGGGUAGCACAAGUUUUUAACAUUGCUAAUAAUCAAAAAUGUUUCUUGAGCAGCAAAUCAGCAUAUUAGAAUGAUUUCUCAAGAAUCAUGUGACAUUGAAGACUGAAGUAAUGAUGCUGAAAAUUCAGCUUUGAUCACAGAAAUAAAUGACAUUUUAAAAUAACUGCUUUCCACUAUAAUGUAUUUUAAAAUCUAUUUUAUUUCUGUGAUACAAAGUUGAAUUUUGCUCAAGACACAUUUCUGAUUAUCAAUGUUGUAAAUAGUUCAAAUUUUUAAAUAAAAGUGAUAAACGUAAAUAUUUGUAUUUAAUUAAUAAGUAAAGACAGAAAGAAAGAAACAUGACAGAAGAUGGGAUUGAAAUAAAGAAAAAAAUAUUCAAAGAAAAAGUUUUUCAAAAUUAUUCAAAUAUCUAAACUAAUUUUUAUUUAAAUAAACAAAUGAAUAAAUAUACUUAAAAUAAUACCAUUUGAUUAAAUAAUACAAAUUAAAAUAUAUAUAAAAAAACAUGAAAUACAAAAAAAAUAAAGUUUGUUAUUCAGAUAAAAUAAUAAAUACAUAAUUAAAAUUGGAAUAAAAUAAAAUAACAUGUUCAUUCUGUAAGGACACAUAAAAUUGGUCAAAAAUGAGAAUAAAGUAAUUUAUAAUGUCAAAAAAAAAAAAAAAAUUCUAUAUCAUGGUUUCCACAAAAAUAUUGGGCAGCACAACUGUUUUUAAUGUUGCUUAUAAUCAAAAAUGUUUCUUGAGCAGCAAAUCAGCAUAUUAGAAUGAUUUCUGAAAGAUCAUGUGACACUGAAGACUGGAGUAAUGAUGCUGAAAAAUUCAGCUUUGAUCACAGAAAUAAAUGACAUUUUAAAAUAACUGUUCUCCACUAUAAUGUAUUUUAAAAUAAAAUUUAUUCCUGUGAUGCAAAGUUGAAUUUUGCUCAAGAAACAUUUCUGAUUAUCAAUGUUGUAAAUAGUUCAAAUUUUUAAAUAAAUGUGAUAAACGUAAAUAUUUGUAUUUAAUUAAUAAGUAAAGAAAGAAAGAAACAUGACAGAAGAUAGGAUUGAAAUAAAGAAAAAAAUAUUCAAAGAAAAAAUUAUUCAAAAUUAUUCAAAUAUCUAAACGAUUUUUUAUUUGAAUAAACAACUGAAUAAAUAUACUUUAAAAAAUACCAUUUGGUUAAAUAAGUCAAAUUAAGUAUAUAUUAUAAGUAAAAUAUAAAAAAAUCAAGAAAUACAAAAAAAUAAUGUUUGUUAUUCAAAUAAAAUAAUAAAUACAUAAUUAAAAUUUAAAUAAAAUAAAAUAAAAUUUUCAUUCUGUAAGGACACAUAAAAUUGAUAAAAAAUGAGAAUAAAGUAAUUUAUAAUGUUAAAAAAGAUUUCUAUUUUAAAUAAAUGCUGUUCUUUUGAACUUUGUUCAUAUGUGAAUCCAGAAAAAUCUAAUGUAUGAUGAUUUUCACCAAAAUAUUGGGCAGCACAACUGUGCACAACAGUUUUUAAUAUUGCUAAUAAUCAAAAAUGUUUCUUGAGCAGCAAAUCAGCAUAUUAUUAUGAUUUCUGAAGGAUCAUGUGACACUAAAGACUGGAGCAAUGAUGCUGAAAAUUCUGUUUUAAUCACAGAAAUAAAUUACAUUUUAAUAGAUAUUGACAUAGAAAACAGCUGUUUUAAAUUCUAAUAAUAUUUCAGAAUUUUUACUGUAUUUUUAAGAAACUUCUUAAUUAUUCCAAACUUUUGGCCUCUAUUGCAGACAUUUUUGAAGUAAUAAAAUAAUAUAAUAAUAAAAUAACAUAAUUACUAAAACAUUAACUUAUUUUAAAUUAAAAUGAAAAUGGAAAAUAUUUUAGAAAACCUAUUAUAGCAUCUCAGUCACGCUCAAAUAACACCAACACGCGCGUUAUAAAACAGCAAGUAGCAUCUGAGUGGCUUUUACGGUCACUGCGCACCAGAAUCUAUUUCGUGCAAUUUGCUUUCUGGCUUUUUUCUUCCAUGCAGGUGGACUAGUUCUUGACCAAAUGAACUUGAUUAAUAUUGUAUUUGUAAUUGUGAUAUUUUUAUAUUUGCACACAAAUGAUUCCCACAACUUGUAAUGGACAUACAAAAGAUUGUAAAUCACUUUUGUGUCUUUAAACAUCUAUUUUAAAAGCCUCAGCAGCAGCCAUGUUCUAGAUUUGCCAUUGCUGUGGACAGAAGCAGGUUAGACCGAAUCCAGGUUAGCAGUGUAAAACCGAAACGAGGGCAGCCGCGUCUCGCAGCCAAUCAGACCGACGUCCAGCGUGUGGCGUCACGGUUGUGCGUUUGUGUUUUCUUUAGAUGUUUCUUUAUCAAUUCUCUGAAUGGUAUUUGGUUCAUGUGGACUGAUUCUGGUGGUUUUAUUUAUUUGUGUAAACAGAAGAGGCUUUGCAUUGUGCCAAACAGUGUUUUUGGGUUGUGUGAGCAUGUGUGCUGGAAAACAGCUGAAUAGAGUUCAUUUGUUUUGUUAUUUUGGCCAAAUAUGUAUUCAAAACAUUUGCUUUCUUGUGCAUAAAUUUGCUUUUGUUGAUUUAAUGCUCAUUUUAUUUGGACGGAGAGCAUCUGCUGUGCCUGUUAACUAUAAAACCCAUUUACACCAAACCCGCAGCAAACGCUCUGUUUUUUUCAAUCCAGUCUGACCUCAAAUAAUUCAUAGCACAUUACAUUUAUGAUUGCAUAAAGCCGGCGUUUAAUGUUUGCAAGAGCCCUGUGCUGUACAUUCAAUUUCUCCGGAGCAGGAUGACAAAAUCAAUUUUGAAUUGACAGGAAAUAUUAUUAUUACCUGCUAAUAUUAUGCCGCUGGGAGUGAGAAUGACAAACGAAACAGCAGACGCAAAAGGUUCAUAAACAGGAACGACGCAACAAGCUUCCAGCGACGAGUCAUUUGUCCACGUAAGUGAAAAUGCUGCACGACACAAUCACAAACAAUCAGAACACAUUUCAUGAGAAAUAUACAGCUGCGAUAUUAACCUGUGAGUGUAUAUAAAUA